AUGAACGUGCUCCGGAUAUUCAUCAUCUUCUUUGCCACGAUAUUCCUCCUCGGCUCGGGUCUCACCCUCUUCUUGACCAUCCUCACGGGCGCAACACAGACGUCUGUUCUCCGCAAGUUCUACUGGCUCGAGACAGACUGCUCCAACUUCUCCGGCUCGCCCGUCUCGUCCACCUGCAGAUGGACAAACUACGGCCUCUGCGGCGUCCAGGACAACAGAAACACGGACUGCACACAUGACGUGGCCGCCUACCCCUUCUCCCCCUCCAGAAACUUCAACUCCAACGACAACCUCCCUUCGGCCUUUGUCGACAAUGCAAACUACUACUACUACACCAGCAGAAUCGGAUACGGCUUCAGUCUAGUGGGCUUGGCCUUCCUCGUGUUCUCGUGGUUCCCCUUCCUCAUCCUCCUUUUCACCAAGGUCGGCUUUGCCGCCCUCCAGAGCGUCUUCUGGGUAUUGUAUGGCCUAGCGUUGUUGUUUGUCAUCAUCGGCAUCGCUCUCUCCACCUCCGCCUAUGCCAAGGGUAGGAACCACUUCAGAAACGCAGGCUUUACCGCCAACUUGGGCACCAAGGCCAUGGCAACCGCGUGGACCACCGUCUUCUUGCUCCUCUUUUCCAUUCCAUUCAUCGUCUUCGCCUCCAGAGAGUGGUCCCUAGGCAGUCUUGGCAGAAAACGUCGUGGUUACAAC
Messenger RNA from Pichia membranifaciens NRRL Y-2026, 693 nucleotides. RefSeq lists its product as hypothetical. The transcript has a single exon. Gene Ontology annotation, cellular component: membrane raft; plasma membrane; cell cortex. Gene Ontology annotation, biological process: cortical actin cytoskeleton organization; fungal-type cell wall organization; septin cytoskeleton organization. The record is from RefSeq and is a predicted model, not a curated record. Lineage: Eukaryota; Fungi; Ascomycota; Pichiomycetes; Pichiales; Pichiaceae. The annotation marks the transcript as partial.